This is a messenger RNA of Arvicanthis niloticus (Nile rat), 9571 nucleotides long. The record is from RefSeq and is a predicted model, not a curated record. Lineage: Eukaryota; Metazoa; Chordata; Mammalia; Rodentia; Muridae.
UUGGGGCUACAGAACUGGGGUUUUCCACCUUAGGCUUUGUUCCCCAUUUUCUAGUCUCCGGUGAACGUAAAUGUGAUAAGCUCCCAGAGUCUCGAGCAUCUCGCGGCCUCAUUUGAGCAAGAGAGCCUGGGAAGGGAGGAGUCCGGCCGGCAUUUUUUCUGAGAUCCUGGAGCUGUCACAAGGACGCCUCAGCCUUCAAAAAGCCUCCUGGGCAGGUCCUAGAGAAUCUUUUCUUAUUCUUCCUGGUUAAAAUCAUGCUGGUUUGUGUCUUUCCGAGGCUUCCUUUCUUCAACCUGAUAACCUGCAAAAAAAAUGAAGUGGUAGUGUGAAGUCUCAGGAAGCUGGCCCACUCCAAGGUGUGUGAGAGAGGUGUAUCUUGGAAACCAUGGCGCUCCCCUUUCAAAAAGGGCUGGAGAAAUACAAGAACAUUGAUGAAGACGAGCUUCUUGGCAAACUCUCAGAAGAGGAACUGAAACAGUUGGAAAAUGUUCUAGAUGACCUAGAUCCUGAGAGUGCAACACUACCGGCUGGAUUCCGACAGAAAGACCAGACCCAGAAAGCAGCCACUGGCCCAUUUGACCGAGAGCACCUGCUCAUGUAUCUGGAGAAAGAGGCUUUGGAACAGAAAGACAGGGAGGACUUUGUACCCUUCACAGGAGAAAAGAAAGGGAGAGUCUUUAUCCCCAAGGAAAAACCUGUAGAAACUCGUAAAGAAGAGAAAGUGACUCUGGACCCAGAACUGGAGGAAGCCUUGGCCAGUGCCUCAGAUACUGAACUCUAUGACCUUGCAGCUGUCCUUGGAGUCCACAAUUUGCUCAACAACCCAAAGUUUGAUGAAGAAACAACCAAUGGCAAAGGUCGCAAGGGGCCCGUGAGGACUUGUGUUUUAGAUGUCGUCAAAGGUGAAAAGGCCAAGCCAGUAUUUGAGGAGCCACCAAACCCCACAAAUGUGGAAGCAAGCCUGCAGCAGAUGAAGGCCAACGACCCUAGCCUGCAGGAGGUCAACCUCAACAACAUUAAGAACAUUCCAAUUCCAACCCUGAAGGAAUUUGCAAAGGCUCUGGAGACCAACACCCACGUGAAGAAGUUCAGCCUGGCUGCAACCCGUAGCAAUGACCCUGUGGCCCUUGCCUUUGCAGAGAUGCUGAAAGUCAACAAGACCUUGAAAAGUCUAAACAUAGAAUCCAAUUUUAUCACUGGCACUGGAAUCCUGGCCCUGGUGGAGGCACUGCGGGAGAAUGACACCUUGACGGAGAUCAAGAUUGACAACCAGAGGCAGCAGUUGGGAACAGCUGUGGAGAUGGAGAUCGCCCAGAUGCUGGAGGAGAACUCAAGGAUUCUCAAGUUUGGGUACCAGUUUACCAAGCAAGGUCCACGGACAAGAGUGGCAGCUGCCAUCACAAAAAAUAAUGACCUGGUUCGCAAGAAGAGAGUUGAAGGAGACAGGAGGUAAACUUCCACUCAAAGAGGUGAAGUCUCACUGUGCGGCCAUCCAAAAAAAAAAAAAAAACACCCCAAAUCUUCCUCUUCUCCACGGGACCAUUUUAUCCAAGGCUGUUCGUUUCCGUUAAGCAUAUCCGUCAUAAUUUUACGUUAUUCCUUGCUAGCGCUACUUAUUUAUCUGAGGUUCUGAAAUAUGUGUAGCAGUUGGCCUCGCUCCUGGACACACCUGGCGGCUUGCACAAGUAAGAUGAUAGAUACAGAUCUUAGACAGUGACAACACUAGAGAUGAUCUUAGCCACUUUCAUAUUGUCUUGCUUUCUUACAUGAACGUUUUUUUAGUCAUGGGAAGGGACUUGGCAUGUAGCAUGUGUUUGUAGCUUACUACAUAGUGGAGGCCUGUCUCUGUUUACAUGCAUUGCUUUGAGCUAGGCUGAGUACAGGAGAAGUGUGUGCUACGGACCACAUAAGAAGUUAAGUACUGCCAAUCUUUCACAAAUUCUCCGUUAAUUCCAGGAUAAAAAAGUGUCUCUACAUGCACAUGCCCAACUGAUAGGCGGUCAGUGGGGUCCUCCUUAGAAAGCACUUUAACAUAGCACUAGCAAAGCGACUGUUUAGUACCCUGAGAGUAUAUUAAUAAUUCACACACUUACCUUUACUGACUAUUAAACAUGAAUUCAACAUAUGUGUUUAGGUAUGUGGUCCUGGGAACUGUAUCCAGGGCCCUGUGCAUGCUAGGCAAGCACUCUACUCUUGAGCUACAUCUCCAACCCAAAUUAUAUUUAAACUGAUUCUCUAAUAGGUAAUUAUGUUUAAAGCCGUUGAAAGACUUUCCAGGUAUGAUGGGAAAUUUUUACUAAAAGAAAAUUUCAAAAUGGCACAUUCCCAAAUAAAAUAACAAUAACAGCACCUUAGGGGCUAGGGAAAUGGCUCAGCAGUUAAGAGUGCUUGCUAUUUUCCCAGAGGGCCAGAGUUCAGUUUCAGCACCUGUGUCAAGCAGCUAACAAUAGUGUACAACUCCAUCUCCGGGGAAUGUGAUACCUACAGCUUCUGAGGACAUCCACACAUGCCCCUAAAAUACAUACACAUGAUUAAAAAUAGAUUUAAAAGAUAUGUCACCUUAAUCAAAGUUUCUGAUACAUAAUGAGUUUGACAAUGAAUUAAAUGAGUUUGACAAAUUUUAAAAGCAGUUAUUGAUUCAUCUUUAGCAUAACCAGAUCACCCGAUAAAUUAUGGGCAUUGUGGUUAGUUAUGUAGAUUUUUUCUCACGUGCAAUUGUUUCUUUGCCUCUUGGCUUAAAAUCAAGUGUUGACUUUUGUCAUAUGUCACAGUAAAUCCAGACAUUUGCAGACAUUAGGUUAAAAUAAAUUGUCAGUUGCUCAGAUAUUUGUCACCUCAAAGACAAAGCCCAUGAGGACACAACAGAAGUGAUCGUGAAGUGAUUAUUUCUAAGUAUAACAACUGGACAGUGUGAUGCAAACUUAAGGUACCAAAUGAUGGAAAUUUUGGGCACAAAGAAAUCAUUUUUCUCUCCUGUCAUAGAUACCAGCUCAUGCCAGCCACUGUAAGGUACCUGUGUUAGCUGCCCUUCUCACUGCUGUGACUAAAUACCUGACAAAAACGAAUGUAAGGAAAAAGGGGCUCAUUUUGGCUCACAGUUUUAGGGUGUCACCUACUGUGGCAGGGAAGAAUGGCAGCAGGGGCAUGAGGCAGUUGUCACACUGCAGUCACAGACAGGAAGCAGAGAGAGAUUAAUGCUGAGGCUCAACCUACUCUUUCCUUUUCCCCCUUUUUAUUUAGUCUGGAACUCCAGCCUACAGGAUGGUGCUCCCCACAUUCAGGGUGAGUCCUCUCUCCCUGGUUAAACUUCCCUGGUAACACCUUAGGUGAUUCCAAAUCCCACCAAGUUGACAAUGAAGAUAGCUGUCGUUGGGUUUCUUGUCCUUCUUGCCCUCUCCUUUCUUUGCACAGCAUCCCUCUUAUUCCCCUUCUUCUCUCUGUCUCUAAGUCAGUGGUUCUCAACCUGUGGGUCACAAUCCCUUUGGAGGUUGAAUAACUCUUUCAUGGGAGCCACUUAAGAUCACUGGAAAACACAGAUAUUUACAUUACGAUUCGGAACAGUAGUAAAAUUACAGUCAUGAAGCAGCAAUGAGAUAAUUUUACGGUUGGGGGUCACCACAACAUGAGGAACUGGCUUCAAAGCAGUAAGAAGGUUGCAAACCACUGCUCUAAGUCCUGUAAAGAUGAUGGGAAACUAACAGACUAGAAAGCACUUGGAGUCAGGGGCCUUGGAAAAAAAAAAACAACUGGACACUUGGAGGAAGAAACUGGACACUUACUGUGCUAUAAAUACCCACAGCCAAAGCAAAAAUUCUCUGACACAUCUCAUUUCCUUGGCUCAUUUUAUGCUGUUCGGACAUAAUGAGUAGAGUAUUCUGACAUUGUUCUGAGUCACUCCCAAGUCCUUCAGCUUAAUACUUUAUCUUCCUGUCAAUCUGCAAACGUAUUUUUUUUUUGUCUUAUUGCUUAAUCUGAUUUUUCCUUCCUUCUCACUUGGAUGUGGUAUUGGAGCCAGUUUGUACAGGUUUGCUGGUUUGAUCCAUUUCCGGGAAUUCUUUGAAUUAUUGCUCAAAAUAGCCCUACUAAAAAUUAAGGGGUGGUAACACACCCCAGUGAUCCUAGCACUUGGAGUAGAAGCAAGGUCAGUGUUGGCCGCACAGGAAGUAUGAAGCCAGCCUGCUACCUGAGACCCCAGCGCACCCUCCCUCAACCAAAACACGGUGAGCGACAUGUACUUACAGUUAAGUCGAUUAUAGUAAAGGCAAACUGUGUUCUUUCGGUUAUUUACGUGUGUUGUGCCUAUAGGGCAUAAAUACCACUGUGAUGUGCUAUGGCACAGGUCUUCCCCUGCUUUGUCAGUGUUAACUUCUUGGCCAUGGUGAGAAGAAUCCUUGGGAAUUAGCAACCUGUAAGAAGCUGGCUCCUUUCUUCCCUCUAGAUUGUUGGCUGAUAAGCAGUCAUCAGCUAUACCUGGGUGAAAUGUGUAGAAUGUAUUUUAAUCAGAAUUUUUGGUUACUCUGUUGCCAAAGGAAGGAUGCUAAGUACCUUUCCUCUCUCUCAGCCACAGACUUCUUUAAGAGCAGAGUCCUUAACAAGCUCCUUUCUCCUUUUUUCAUUCACUCCCUUGCCUUCAUUCCUAAGAAACCCUGACCCUGCAGAUUAUUGUCUGCAGCCCCAUAUUGUGGAGAGUGGGCUACAGUUGUUGACACACCCUGGCAAAAAGCAAGAAAAAAAAAUCAGAUUUAGAUCAUGGCUAUUCCUUUUUACAAUGAGUUAUUAAUACUAUUAAAGCAAGAUUGUAGAAUGUUAUUUUUAAAAUCAUGCUGGUUUUAGCUUAUAAAAUGAAUUUAUAAGAUUAUUUAUUACCAAUCAGCUGUUUUAUCAUUAUGGAUUUUUAAGUAGCAUAUAAAGUGACAUUUCCAUCAUCAUUUACAUUUUGAAGGUAACUACUAGAAGAUAAAGUAUACAUCUUGGGGAAUCUAUCAAAUCAUUUAAUUAGAUGAAGACCACCUCCCACCUGCCCAAAGUGGACCAUUAAUUUCAUGCUGAUGAGACAUAAUAUAUGUAAAUUAUUUUAUAAGUAUCUGUUUUGCUAGCUAGCUAGCUAGUGUGUGUGUGUGUGUGUGUGUGUGUGUGUGUGUGUUGUCAGAUAUCUAACUAGGUAUUUGGCUACAUCUGGACAACUGAUUGAAGGGGAGGCUCUCUCCCCAGCUCCACUUCCCCUCCCCCUUUAGAGCUGCUGCAGACCUGGGUUCAUGGGAAAUCACCCCGGAGUCUGCAGUUUCUGUCACCCACCACCACAUUUCACAGUUGUGUGGAGGAUGACUCUUGGGGAUUCACUGGAUUAUUCCCUAUGAGAUCUUCCUAUAUGCCUGACGUGUGACUCAUUUCAUACGUAUGAACGUCAAUUAGCGCCCUUCUUCCAUCUCUGUAGGACACGCUGUAUAUAGACAUUUUGUACAUAGUGAUCACCAAAUACUCUUGUGACGUAUUUGGCUGCAUGUGGACCAUGGAUUGACGGGACCAUGUUUCCCUUGCCCCUCUCAGGGUUGUUGGGGGCCCAGGUUAGAGAAUCACAUGCCUGGAGGGGCAGGUGCUGCUCACCCAUCUUUCUGCACACAGCUCAUCAUUCAGUAGAAGCUCAUUCCCAUGUUAAAGCUCAAAAAAAAAAAAAAAAAAAAAAAAAUCACAGUGCCUGUACUCUUAGUGCCAGCUUUCUUAAAGGAAGACUGGUAUACCAGACCAUGAACAGCUGCUUCUCUCUUCCAUAUGGAGAUGUGGCCCCUGGGGGCGGGGUCACACCAGCAUUAUGGAAGCCACUGCCUUCUGAAUAACUGCCACAAGACAUUUCUCAUGCACAAAGCGUAGACUUGGUGUGAAAGCAUUAGCAGGCUCUCAUGCUCAGACAGUCCUGGAGAGUGAGGAAAAGUGUUUGAACAGACUUCAUUUGUCAUGGCUGAGAAGUAUUUUUGCGCUCUCCUUGAUACUUUGAAGGAGGCAAGAGACAGAAGAAUUCUGGACUGAGAAGUUUACAUGUGUUUUAGGGCUGGGAUGACAGAUUGCCUUUUCAGAAGGUAGCUACUGAGGAGUAGUCGCUUAUGUUUCAGUUCCCACACCCUGCUACUCUGUUCUCACUUAAAAGACUGAGAUGCACAUAAAGUAAAAGUAUGAAAACAUUGUAAAUAUCAGGGUAGUUCCACUGGGUAAAUCACAGAGCAGCCUUUUGGAACUGGCCAGAGAAAAGAGCCCAGAACCUCAGUGUUCAUUCUUUCCUCGUUCCCCAGUUCUAGAUCUGACUGUACUUGACACAGUGACUCAAGAUCCCUACAAAGGGAAAGGGCUGGGUACUUAAUAUUUAAAUUAGUUUAAUGGCAGCCUACAGUUCUGCUUACUCCUAACUGCUUGCUCUUCAGCCUGACAGCAACAACUGAACCAUCAGUAGAUCGUGCACAAAGGGUUGCAAAUUUUAAGUCUGUAUCCUGGGUGCUCUUCUAGAAACUGUACUUGAAUCAGAGGUUAUGCCUAUCUAGAACACACUGUUGGCUUGGAGAGGGUGAAGGGGAGGGCAUGAAGCCAUGGGCAGAAAAGAGGAACCAGCCAACCAGGCUUGGUUGGCUGUGUCUUGUGGCAGUCAUUCGGAGCACACUGGCUCAGCUGGUUGGUAUGGUGAACGGGUACCAUACCAACGGAUUUGGAGGCUAAAUCGUAAUCCCGUUACCAACACUUAGCAGGUGUAUGAUCAUGGGCGAUUCAUUUAAUUGCCUGCCAAUUAUAGACUAUAUGGAGGACCAGCAGCAGAAAUGGAAUCAAGUGACGUAAACACUUGACUCCACACUUUCUUAGCUGGGUGACUUUGGGGAAGCCACUUGCUCUCCCGAGCCUCAAGCUCCCCAGCUAUUAAAUGGGAACAAUAUCUUCACUAACUACCUCACAGAGUUGUAGUGAGAAAAUACCAUCAGAUGACUGGAUACAAACAGCAGAGAAACUGGAAAGCUCUGUGUAGAAGUAGAUGGCUUUAGUCAGCUCAUUAAUGUUUCCCACUGAACCUGAAUCUGUUUUCUUCUGACCAAUGGUUCAUCUUUUUGGAGUAGUGCAAGAAGUGUGGUUGUGGUGUAAGGGACUAGAAUUACUAUACUUUACAUAGAGAUGAGAGGUGGUUGACAGGGCAGUGGGUGGUAUAUUUCAUGAUACAAAUGAUAGGUCAUUUUUCCUGGGUCAUUUUGACCCACUUUAUAAAGGGCUGGGGAGUAACUCAGUAAGGCAGUAUGCUUGCCCAGUAUACACAAAGUCUUGGAUUUGAUCCCCAGUACUGGACAGAUAAAGUGGGUGUUAUCUAGUUAGUAGCACUAGCCUGUAAUCUUAUCACUCAAAAGGUGGAGGCAGGAGGAGCAACAGCUCAAACUCAUCCUUGGCUACAUAGUGAAUUUGAGACCAGCCUGGACUACAUUAAAAAUUAGUGAAAUUAAAAAGCUCCUUGGGAAGUGGUCACAGUCCUUGUAGAUACUAGCCCUAAGAGGGGGAACUCAAACAGUUACUAAGAAUUCAGGCAAGAGCGCUACUGCCUUCCUGUCAUCUCUAAGGGAGAUGGAGGCUAGGCAAUAAAGGUGUUGCUGGCAACCUUGGAGAACAUCUCUUUGGGGCUCCAAGAAUUUUCAUGCCUAGCAUCUGUGUACUGGGUGCCACCGCUGGCACCAGAAGCGAGAAAGCUCUCUGGGGCUGCAGCUACCCAUCACCAGCAACUCAGCCCUAGUCAGUUCUUUAUUUUGGCCAAGAAAAGCACUGGAGCCUGGCCUCACAGAGAUGAUGUCUCAUCAGUCCUUGUAUCCAUGGUAUCAUCUAAUAAGGUGCCUUGUACAUAGUAGAUGCUUAAUUAAUGUUGCCUGUACUGUGUUGUCCUCUGGCCCUACAAGAAAUAUACUUUGUUUACAACCACAUGAGAUAUAUAGAUACACACACACACACAUUUAAUCAUACUGAUUUGGAUGCCAGCUGUAUGUGACCUUGGGCAAGGUUCUCCAUCUGUUUUAUGUUCCUUUCAUCUAUAAAACAGUGUAUUCUCUAAAGUCCCUUCUAGAUCGCAAACGUUGCAAGCCCGUGAUUCUGAACGCGGGUGGAUAAUGCAUCCACACCAGCUCCAGCUCUCUCCAGGAACAUUCUGCAGACAGCUGCUUGGUCCUUUCCAGCAGCGUUGGAUAACUUCAGAGUAGCUUUGGAGGAGCAUCAUCAGAAACGCUACUUCAGGGCUGAGACGGUAGCUCAGUGGCAGAGCAUUUCCUGGAGUGUGGGUUCAGUUCUUAGCACUACAACAUAAAAAACUUUAAAGAUCUUGGGAUGCAUCCCUCAAAAACAGAAAGGAUAUUUUUAACAUAUCUAAUAUUUUUCUCCUUAGAAUCAGAGGGAAAGGAGGGGAAGAAAUACAAAGAAAGUGACCAGGAUGGGUUUUUUUGUUAGGUUUAUAUUUUGUGUCUGUGUAUUUGCAUGAUUGCAUACCAGGAGACAAUCAAAGGUGCACUAUGUGCUACAACAAACUGGCCCAGGAUUUAAACUUCUGUGGACACCAUCUAGAUGUGGGUAGGCAGAAAUUGGCCAAGCAGAGAAAGGAGAUGGAUAAAAAGUACACUUCCUGAGUGAUUUUACUUUAGUACCAAAUGUCAGCCAUGACAAUCUUCAUUUAAAUUAUUCUAAGCCAGGCAUGAUAGUGUCCACAUAUAAUCCCAGCACUUGGGAGGUGCAGAAGCAGUGUCAGAAGUUCAAGGUCAUCCUCCACAGUAUAGCAAAUUCAAGACCAGCCUGAGAUACACAAGACUUUGUCUUAAAUUUUAAAAUAAAGACAUAAAUAAAAAUAAUUUGUAUCUCUACUACUUUCUUUUUAAGACCAAAACUAUGUACGUGAAAAAGCAUAUUUACAUUUUAAGUGAGCCUUUAUCUUAAUCUUGUUUCAUGUUUUUCAGAAAACAAGCAGCAUUUUUCAUUGCACAUAAAAAAUGUAAAAUUCUUGCAUGCCACCAGUCAUAAUGGCUUACCAGUUCUAUGCCUGUCAAGUGUGACCUUAUGUGUAUUGUUACCUAUAUUGUGUUGAAGACUAAGGGACAUAAUAUUCUUGUAAACUUGUAAACUUUAUUGGUAACAUUUGUUUACUUGAGCAGACACUGAAAAGCCACAAGGCUUUAUUUUUCAUUUGAUAUUUUGAGCAAAGCUAGAUGAUUGGUUAAUUCACUAGGAAUUUAAAGACUAACUUGCCUUUUAAAUGUGAAGUUGAACAUCUUGUGAAAACUAAUUUUAUCCUCAUAAUAAAGAACCCCAUUGGCCCAAAAGGGUGCAAUUUUGGGCCCUUUGGAAUUAGCCACCCAGAGCUAAUGUUAAGCUAAAUAGAAACUGUUGUAAUUAACCAAGAUCUUUCUGCUUUCAAAGAUGUCAUGUGUUCACUUGUGUCUGGAAUAAAGGUUGUAAAUUAAAAUGUAAAAAGGGGGGGGGGGUCAAUAAACUUAACUUAAAAUGUGAAUGUCUGGUUCCUGGCUACUCUAAGACAGAGUAUCUCUUCAAAAUAAAUGUCUGGCACUAUGUUCUUACU